Penaeus indicus is the source of this 4421-nucleotide messenger RNA. RefSeq lists its product as uncharacterized. The coding region runs from base 116 to 3523 and encodes 1135 amino acids. The transcript is spliced from 6 exons. Lineage: Eukaryota; Metazoa; Arthropoda; Malacostraca; Decapoda; Penaeidae. The record is from RefSeq and is a predicted model, not a curated record.
CACGGCCUCGGUCUCUGCGAUCGCCUGAGAAAACCUUUGUAAACAAUGGCUCCGUUGUUGGUGUGCUGGGAUUUCACUUAUCGACUGCUUUUUCUUCGUCUUUAAAUGAGUAACCAUGGAUUACUCAAAUGUAGACUUAGUCAUCCAGAAGCUGAUUGAAAAGGAAAGAAACUCAGAACUUCACAUAGCUUCUGAUGAUAGUGAAGAAAAAGAUGUACCACCUCCAGCACCUGCAAAAGGAGCUGAUAAUGCUGCACAAUACAAAAUUCCACCAUGUUCAUAUUCAGACCUUAUUCGCAUUAUUCUGAAAAAUACAAAGACGAAAGCACUCCCCAUAUCAGGACUAGCUGUUAUCUUGUGCGAGUUGUUUCCCUACUUCUCUACUGUGAAGACUCUGCCGACUACCAUAUGGCGUGCAGUGUAUACGACGAGGGAUAGAGAUUGGUUUCUGACAAAUGAUACUAGUCGUAGAAUACGAGAUCGGCUUGUGAUACUCAACCCAGCUCAAAACAAGGUUGCAAAGCAGAAGAAGAGCAAGAUAAAUCGACGAAUGAAAGCAUGUUCUUCAUUAUGCAUGAGAAAACCAGAACUAUUAGAUGAGCUGCUUCAAGGUAAUGCAGAGCUUGAUACCUGGUUGGGAAGAGAAACUAAUUGGAAGGAAGACGUGACCUCAGUUCCAGCUGUUGAAUCUUCAGCUAAUGCCAAUGAUGUUAUUGUCUCUGCAUCUAGUAUUGCAAGUUUGGCACCAGAAAUACAUGAAGGACAAGAAACUGUAAAUACCUCUUCAGAGACACUUAUAGAGAUUGAUGAGAACAGACAAGGAGACAUACCACGUAAACAGACUAACAAGUACAGUACAAGCAGUGACCCUCAAACCCACCACACUAAAAAGAAAAGUUCUAGCAGUGUACCUUCAAAAGAAAAAAAGACGUCACCUGGAAAAGGUAAAAUUGUCUCUGCACCUAGUACUGCAAGCUUAGUACCAGAAGUACAUGAAGGACGAGAAACUGUAAAUACCUCUUCAGAUACACUUUUAGAGAUUGAGGAGAACAAGCAAGGAGACAUACCACGUAAACAGGCUAAUACGUACAGUACAAACAGUGGCUCUCAAACCCACCACACUAAAAAGAAAACUUCUAGUAGUGUUCCUUCUAAAGAAAAAAAGACAUCACCUAUAAAAUGUAAGCUUGUGCACUUCCCCAAAUUAAAUACCUAUGUAGUUUUAAACAACACAGUUAAACCAGUUGCUAGUCAGAAAGGUAAAAAUAUGCUUGCCAAACUAGAUCUAAAAGUAUUAAAUACAGAGCUUGGAACGCUCUCUGUUUCAUUUGGACAAGAUGUUAACCAGAAUGGUAAACCAGGUGAAAACCACAUUACAGGUGAUGCUCCAAAUUGUGCUACCAAUACUGACAGUGUUACUAAAGUUCAGAAUUAUUCAGAUGAAUUCAGUGAAAGAUGUCACACUAAGGAGAGUAAUAUAGACGAGAUCAACUCAGACAAUGUUAUCUUUUCUCAGACACAGGAUAGUCAGUUACCAGUGAUUACAGAAGUGGUAUCCAUCGCUGAAAGCAAAAUGGAUGAAGUGUGCUCAAAAGAGGAUAAUAGAGAAAAUGCAAUGAUGAUGGACAUAGAUACAGGAAAGCCACAAGAGAAAAAAAAUGUAAACUUAAAAAGAUGUCAUGACUCUAGCCAAACAAUUGUUAAUUCAAAAAGUAAAUCUCAAGCAGAGGAUCACCCAAAAAGAAGGAAAAAUGUAGUAAAUGAAGUAGAGAAUAAUUUUGAAAGUUUGGGGAAUGAAGUAGAAGUUCAGCUAGUAAAACAAAGGCCUGUUGUUAUGCCAGAACUAUCAGGAUGUAUUAAAAACUGGCAGAAGGUGUUUCCAUGGGUGACAUAUUGUGAAAAGCAGACACUUAUCUGCGAGACUUGUAAAUGGGGAAGCACAGACCCUGGUCAGUUUAAAGUGUUUGUAUUAUCUAAGCCAAGUGAAGUGUAUCAGACAGCUAAAAUAUUGCGUUGCCAUGAUGAAUCUCGGAAGCACAAUGAGAUUGUGAUGAAGAAACUGCAGAUACAAAAAUUGUUUAGGCAUGUUUAUUCAUUGUUGAAAGGUACUAUGAAGGAUGUUUCAGGACUGGAAGGCUUAACAGAAAGGAUUUCAGAUUUAGAAGGAGGUGUAUUUCCAGGGCCUCAAAGGUCUCCUGAAAAAGAAUAUUUAGUUUCAUAUAUGGUGAAGCACAUAGCCACUUGCUUGCAAGAUAGACAACUGAAGGCUCUAGAAAGGUCACCAUAUUUUAGUGUACUUGCUUUUGAAAAGAAUAGUCUAGCUAUAAUCAGAUGGAUUAACCAAAGAGGAGCGUGUGAAGAACAUUUAUUUAGUCUCAAUAGACAUCCACAAGAAAAGGAAUUAAAUGUAAAGCAAUAUUUGGAGUACAAAAAUGUAGAUCUUCAGAAAAUGUCAUUUUAUGCAGACAUCCCCCAUAUGAAGAACCUAGGAGUGCUGGACAAACUUACAUUGCCAGCUCGUUUACCUUCUCUGAAAAAGUGCUUGUCCUGGUUAGAAGGCAAUCAAUUUUUUAAAGAUCUGUUUCAUUAUUUUGACUCAUUUACAAAGUUAUGCAAAGCAUCACAAUUUAAGUUUGCCAACUUUCCUGAAACAGACGAAGUUUUACAACUAGAGAAACCUUACAGUCAUAAUUGCUUAAAAAGUGCAAGUAUUCUUAAUUUUCUUCAUAAAAACAGUUUAAAGCUGAAGGAAAUUGCUUAUACAAUAUAUGAUGAGACAGGUAGUUUAAAAGCUCUAGAAUUUAGCACACUGGAUCUAACACAGAUGUCUGCCUUCAAGAUUGCAGAAGCAAUAUUUCCUAGGUUACAUGCAGUAUUUGCCAAAAAAGAGCACAGUCAGGCUUCCAUUAUGGAAAUUACAACAUUGAGAAAAAAUGUUGCUUCUAUGUUGAAGUGUACAAAAUCUCAGGACUCUGAAGAUGUAACAGUUUUGAGCAUUCUGGAUAUAUUUUUGUCAUAUACACUUUUAAGUUUGCAUUCACAUAAAGAUGAAACUGUAAUUUUCUUUACAAUGAGGUUACAACAGGUUACAACUUUUACAAUGGAAAAAGUAUUUGAGAGAUUUAUGAAGGAAUUUAAAGGAAGAAGCUGUGAAUUGUUGCAAGAUGUUCAUGCUGUAAGAAUAUUGCUAGGGAAACAGAAAAGUUGCACUGUUCUUGAAUUAUUUACAGCAUUUGGGGAAAAGCCAGAUUUGUUUGGUGAUUACCCUAAACUUCAUGAGUUUUACUUGAAAUUGAAAGUGUUGCCAUUCCUAACUGCAAAAGUAGAGCUUAGUAUGUUUGAUGUUGCAUUGGCAUAUGGAACAUUAACUAAUAAGUUUGCAAGAACACUAUUGAUGGCCAUGGCAUAUAUUUCCAUCGAAGGACCUUCACCUAAAGAUAUAGAUGAAGAUUACAUUAUGAGAAAAUGGUCUAGUUACUGGAAAAGGUGUGGCAAAAAAAAAAUAGACUCAAGUGAGUUAUAAAAGUAAACAGGAAUCUCAUUUUUUUGAUCAUGCAUGUAAGAAAAUUAAUACAUUUUAUCUUUUUGUAUUUUCCUUUCUACUAAAAGGUGUUCUGUUCUUUCUUCAUGAAAACUAUUCUAGUGUAAUAGAAUCUGAGACAGUUUGUUUGCAUAUAUUUUAUUAUUUGAUAUGAUUUUCUUUCUUUGAUACUGUUCAAUCUAUUGACUGACAUUAUCAUUUUAGGCAUUAAGAAGACUAAAAGCUGCCAAGUAAGGCUUAAAGGCUUUUCCUUAAAAAAAAAAAAAAAAAAAAAAAAAUGAUAGUGAUUGUUUUAGUGGUCAACUUUAUUUAUGCUGCUGAAUGCGAUCAAGUUUCUGAAAUGUUACUAGAAUAUACUUCAUUAAAGAAAUGGUAGUAAUAUAUCUAGGAAAUAUAGGAUUUUCUAUCAACAACAGCAUUGCCUAUUGACAGAUACAUUGAUAACUUAAAUCAUGGUUGCUGUGUGUAUCACUUGCAUAGUGUUGCUGAAUCAAGCAGUUCCCAGGUAUGGGCAUCUAAAUAUUUUACCCAUGGUUUCCACAUGUGAUGAAAUCUAUGCAGUGUGCUUGCCACUUACCUUCCAAACUUGUAAAGGAAACAUGAUUUGGUAAGAAUGCAUACUAUCAUGGACACUGAUUUUUUAUAAACUGCCAAAGAAUAGUUAUUACGGUAAAAAUAUGUUUAUAUGAAAGCAGUGUAAAGGACAGUGACGAGGACAAAAUUUUUUUUCUGAAAUUCAGUCCAUGUGGAGGCCUUUAAGUGAAUGAUAUAUAUAUGCCUUUAGAUCUAGGCAAUUUCUUGUUAGGUUCUAACCAUUCAGUUUCACUACUAAAAUAAUCUGCAAACUGCUUUAGGUCUGUAAUUAAUUGUGGUUAAAACU